AUGUCGCUACGCAUCAACGACGUCGCCCCCGAUUUCACGGCGGAGUCGACGCAGGGCACCAUCAACUUCCACGAAUGGAUCGGGGACGGCUGGGCCAUCCUGUGCUCGCACCCCAAGGACUUCACCCCGGUGUGCACGACCGAGCUGGGGUACAUGGCCGGGCUUCAACCGGAGUUCGAGAAGCGCAACUGCAAGAUUCUCGGCAUCCAGUCGUCGACGGCGCGCUGA
Messenger RNA from Geodia barretti, 228 nucleotides. Lineage: Eukaryota; Metazoa; Porifera; Demospongiae; Tetractinellida; Geodiidae. The record is from the annotation of a GenBank genome assembly.